Messenger RNA from Mauremys reevesii (Reeves's turtle), 5822 nucleotides. Its product is annotated as KIAA0825 ortholog. Lineage: Eukaryota; Metazoa; Chordata; Testudines; Geoemydidae. The record is from RefSeq and is a predicted model, not a curated record. The transcript has 21 exons. Bases 254 to 4135 code for a protein of 1293 amino acids.
AGCCUCCUUCCCGCCGGCAGCAACCGGCCCCGGCCCCGCCCCCGGAUGUGGGACCCAGCCGUUCCGGGACGUUGCCACUGACGCUCCCUGGUCUCUGGGGCUGCGAACACGGAGCCGAGCGGGGCCCGGCUGGGCUAUUGAAAAACUUCUGCUACUGCUAUGUGAACUCAACAUGGUCCCUUAAGAAGUCUGUUCAAACUGAAGAUCACAAGGUGGUGUUAUAAAGAAAAUCUGUUUAGUGAAGGUUGUCGAAAUGGAGUGGGGAGGUGAAUAUUCUCUUGAUUCUUCCAACUUAGAUUGUUUGUUAAACAUUCUUCCUGGGGACCAGGAGUUUCAACAGAUCCUCAGUGACAUCGAUGAGAAAAUAAAGAAAAACUCUGCUAGUGUGGAACAAUGCCUUAAAGAGCUACAAUCAGAAGUAAAUGAGACUUGUACUGAUGAGCUGUUACAAAACACAACUGACUGCCUUCACUGGCUGAAUAACUGCAGUUUCAGUUCCCUCAAACCUUCUUCUACACCUCAUGGAGAUUUAAUCGAAUUUCUUAAAACUCUGCAAAGCUUGCUGAGGAAUGAACAAAAUCAAGAAGAAAUGAUACUACACUUUCUUCUGGAUCUCUCCAGUCAGUGUGGGGUCUCAUUUCCAUGUACUCCAAGUGGGACAUCUUUUGAGUUAACAUCCAGAGCUUCCCUUCAUGCCAUUGAGGAUGAUUCAUCUAUGAAUAUGAAGUCUGUUUGGGAUGAUGUGAGAUUACACCUUCGACGUUUCUUAGUAAAUAGACUUCAGAGUCCUCAUGAAACAAAUACUGCUACUUUAAAACAGCAAAUGCAGUUUAAAACUCAAUGCAUACAACACCUUUUGUUUCUAUAUCCAGAAUCAGAAGUUCUAACCAAGUAUCAAAACAUGCAGAAUAAAUUGGUUUCUGAGCUUCUGCAGAACUGUGUUCUAUCUAGCUGUGGCGAAACAAACUUUGAUAAGGUGGUUCAUGGUUACCAAAGUUCAAUACCUACACUAUGCACAAUGAUAAAAGAGGAUUUGUGUAUACUAAGUGGUACUAUAGAUCCUUCCUCAACACUGAUGUUUAUUAAUGAAACUUAUCUGGAUACCAUCACAGAAGAAAUAACAAUUCUUCUUGAAAGACUUUGUGAACUGCAGUUCAAAGAAAAUGCUCUACAUAUAAUUAAGACAAGCAAGAUUUCAAAGAAGCAUAGAGGAACAGUUCAUGCUUUGGCUACCCAAGAAUGCCUCAGAAAAGGAAGGAACUUCUGCUUAACUUUGUAUCAACUCAAAUGUCUUUCUCAGCUUAUAAAACUCUUUUUGUUUAUGGAAGAAAGAGUUGAAGAACUCUCUGCAGAAAUUCUGUUGUGGCCCUGUUUCACUGAGAAGAACAAAAAUGUUCAAGGAGUUCUGAAGAAAGCUAGUGGGGAGCUUUUAAUAGGGGAAACUAGAGCAAAUGAAACCAGUGUGCUUCCUGAACAGUUACUUCAGGUAAAAGAGACUACUUUAUUGGAUUUUAGCUGGAGGAAUGCAUUUAAAGACCUGUCUUCUUCUGUGGCGCACUGUAUAACAAUAGCAAUUGAAGAUUUUUCAACUAAAAUUCUUCAGCUUGAGCAGAAAGAACAGUCUUCAGCUGCAGUCUAUACAAUGAGCCUAGUAAACAUCCAGCAAAUGAGAGAGUCCUGGGAAACAGUCCACGAGGAGGAACAACCAAAACGAAUAGCAAAGUUUUGUUCUGACAUCAUGGAAGAACUUGACACAGUGCUUCCACUGGCUCUGGCAUGCAGAGAUGAUUCUCUUCAGGAAAUUAGAGCAAACUUUGUAGAGGCAUGCCGCAAAGUAGCAACAUCUGUCCUGGAAAGGUUGGAGGAGAGAAGCAAAGAAGUUCCCUCCAAGGCUCCACUUCAAAACUUGUAUGCUGUUCUCUCUACAGCAGUACAUGUCUUUCAGCAUUUUAUGAUGUAUGAUAAUUUAAUGAGAGAUACCAGCAAGAAGCCCCUGUUCCUUGUGCCUGUCCAGGGAUAUCAGGAAUUCAUCAAUGUUCUCCAGUUUCAAGUUACCAACUACUGCGUCAGCGUUUGUGCUACAAGUAUUUUACAGGAUGCUGAGAGCCACCACUGGGAUGACUACAAAGCUUUUUAUGAGGGGGAAAGAUGCUCAUUCUCUGUCCAGAUGUGGCAUUAUUUCUGCUGUGCUCUCCAUCAUGAUCUGUGGACAAUCCUACCCCCCAAGUUAGCCCAGGAGAUACUAAAAGAAGUGCUGGAGAAAUCUUUGGCUGUGCUAGCCUGCAGAUAUUCUCAGGCCCAUCCCAGUUACAAGAGAACUCCACAGAUAAGAAUUGAUAUCACAGCGAUUUUAAUAUCUACUGAAAAUAUGCUGUGGUCAGCUUGCUGCUCAGUGCAGGAACUUUUGAAUCCACAUAAAGACAAAGACGCCAAGACCUAUAAAAUACACAACCACUGCAACAAUCUGCUCUCUGCACUUGCCAUUUUAACUGCACCUUUGAAGAAUCUGUAUGAGACAUUUCAGAAUGGUUUUGGUGAGCUACUUCCAUCAGAUUUCUCCAAACCAAAUAUCAGUCACCCAUUACACUGGCUAUCUUGCAUAACGCCAUUUUGUCCUCCCUUACUUAUGACUCCAUCAACCGGAGAAAUGGCAGCCCAGGGUCAACUGAAACUGCUCUUAUCCCAACCGUAUUGUAAUUGGAACUUGCUUUUGGAAACACUGCUACAUCAGGAUUGUCUCUUAGUGAAAAUUUUAUUGAAAAGUUCAAAAAUUGAAGUAUCGAAAUGUGAUGAACAAAGUUCCUGCAUAAAACAGAUAAAUAACAAAGAGCCUACUUUGACUGAAGCAAUCUUUACAGUAUUAUCCUAUUGCACUUUAUCACCCAAAUCACUUGGUAGAGUUCUUGACAGCUACAUGAAAAAAGAGCAACUAUGGGAUUGCUUAUACAAUAUAUCAGUUUCUAGUUGUGGUGAAUCAGAGCCAGAGGUUAUCAGAUGUUUGAAGCUGACUUUGAUUAAUUCAGUCAAGGGUAUAGUGAAGCAAAUAAUUUCUUUGAUGCAUUCGUGGGAGGCAACAGAGAACUAUGGAACCUAUCAACAUAAGCAAAUAGUUCCUGAAAGUUUGCUGAAGACAGUUCCAAAGGAAUGGAAUUAUACUCCUAGAGAAAUGAAAAGAAAAGAAUCUGGGAAAUGCUUCACAAGGCUUGCAGCUCAGGCUGUAUCUAUUGUAAUCAGCAAGUUACCUACAGUGAUUGCAUGUUUGCCUCCCCCAAUUAAAUACUUCUUUUUUCUGUCUGAGAGGAAAAUGUCAAAAAACUUUGUUGAAUCGAAGAAAGCUGGUCUCCUUGUCUGGAACUUGAUUGUAAUUAUAUGUCGGAUAUUUGAGGAUGGAAACACCGCAGAACUUUUAACAGGUGCAACGCUUGACAGAUGGAGCAAAGAGAAACUCACUUUAGUUCGUGUCUGUUUGGAAAGUAUUGUGGGAAAACAGAAAAGUAGUCCUAAACAAGUAACACAGAAGGUUAUACAGAGUAUAGAACAACAAAGACCAAACUGGAUUGAAAGCCAGUUGCUGAAAGCAAGAAAAUUGAGCACUGACUGUGCCUUUAUUUCAGUAGAAGAAGGUGCAGGGUUAGAGAAGGGAGGUAUUGCAUUUGAAUUGACUGAGCAGAAAAUAAACAUGAUGGUCCUGGAUAUCUGCCACAAACCAGGUGGCAGCGAGUACCUGAGGCAAAUUUAUCACAUCAUCCGGCUCAAUGAGGAAUAUUUGAAAGAGCUGCUGUCUUGUGGGAAUUCUUCAGAAGAGAAUGUAAUGUCCAUUGAACAUUCGCAUUUGACAUUGAGGAGCGCAGAAGAGCAGCCUGUUUUCAACCCUUUCCAGGUGCAUCGCCAAUAUUGUGCAAAUAUGUUUGAUCAGUCAGCCAUUACUGAAUGGAACUGGGAUUGGUCAAUCUUGCUGCAAAGUUAUCUGGGACUGAAUCAGAUGACCUUCAGGGCACUGCUGGCACACAGAUGGGAGAUGAAAGAAGAUGGAGCUCUGGAAGAGGAAGAAAAAGCUAUGGUGGAACACCUAAAAGAAGUUUAUUCCAUACAGACCCCUCUUGCCUCAGAAGAUAAAGAAGAACUGUCACCUUGAAAAGAGUUUGUGUAGCACUUUCUGCUGAAUUAAACAUUAUUACAAUAAUUGUUUAGUGAUAACUGGAAAAAAUCCCUCUUAUGCAUACAUUAAAUGACUAGAAAACUGGGGAACUUGUAUCUUGAUGAGUAGCAGUUAGAAAUGAAAGGAUGUUGCUUUAUUAUUGCCUAGUCACCCCCCUUAAAACAGCAACUGUUACGUGUGAGGUAGACAAGAAUAACGUGAAAAUGCUGUUACACAGCAGGACAUACCUUGGUGCAGUGGAGACAAGAAGCUGAAGGCCAGUUGAGAAACUGUUUUAAAAGCAUAAACACCACAGCAUUAUAAAUAAUACUACUUUGGACAUUUUCCAGCCUGAGUUUGCCAGUAUAUUACAGAUGCCAUGUGGGGGUCCAAAUGUAUCUAACCCUAUGUGGGUUAGACGAUAGAGGUCAGAGCUCAGGAACCUCUUCCCUAGUUCCAUCCAAAUUCAGCCUUAUGAAGGACUGCUCAGGUUAGUGGUGAUAGGCUCCCCAAAGAAGGGGAAGAUUCCCAAGGCUAUGCCAUGGACCUGGCCUCUCACCUCAGCACCCAACUUUUUGUGUGGAGUGCAGAGGAUACAUGCUGUCCCUUUUGAGUGACUGUAGCAGAGGCUGCUUUAGUGGGUGCUUCCACAAAGAAAUUGUGUCUUUCUCAGGCAUGCUGCUCCCACUGAGGUGGAGUGUCUCCUCAUCCACCAUGCCAUGGGGCUUAGACUUAAAAGCACAUUGCUCCCAACAUCUUUAAAGUUAAAAAUGCUUUAACAUGCUUUAAAAAGCUUUAAAAUACAUGCUUUUAUUGAAAACAAAACAGUUCAAGUGCAGACAAAGAACCAUCUUAACAGUGAACUGAGAAAUGAAAAAUCUAUUUUUCCAUCCACUGCUUCUUUCUAAUGUAAGUAUAGUUAAGUCCUAUUUUCAAUGAUAACCCCUGUACAGCUGUGUUAUCUGAUAUUCAUAUCUGUCACAGUCAAAAUUUGUAUUUUCAUCUGAAAUUCUCCUUCAACAAAACCAGUGUUUUAAAGCUUUUUAGAUGUCCCUGAGGCUGUUGUUUGUUGGCUGCAAGGAAGAGCUCAUGAACAUUCCCUCUAUUGUAAAAAAAUCAGACUUUUUAUAUAUUUACUUUUUUGCAUUGGAAGCAUGGAGUUCUUGUUUCCCUUACUUUGCUGGAGGAUACUGACAAGAGCUUAGGAGGGCUGUGACCUGAGCUGUAGCUCUCCCUGCUCUGUUUCCUGGGCAGGGGGAGCUGGUUCUUACAAUCAGCACACAAUGGGUCUGAAUCUCCUCUCAUAGGAGUUUUUUUUAUUGGUAUAACUCCAUUGAGUUGAACGGAAUUACUCCUGAUUUACAGUGAUAUAAACAAAUGGAGAGUUGAACCCCGUGUGACCUCUCUUUUCCAAAGGACCUUGGUAAGAUCACUUUAAGACCUAAAUAGUGAUGCUGCAUGAGACGCUAAUCUAAUCCAAUCUCCCCUGACUGGUCAUUUUUCUAAUGUAGAUCAGACAUUAGACGAUUUCAAAUGAUAUCUGCAUCUCAUAGUCUUCCAAAGAUCUUCCCUGGGUCCACUAGCAAAGAGAGGGAAAUGAGGCACUGAUAUUUCUAAAGUGUUAAAAACAGGCACGGCUCCAGGCACCAGCAUGCCAAGCAUGUGCCUGGGACGGCAAGCCAUG